UCUACUGUAAUGGGAGUCACUCUUACGGCGGCCAUCGGUGGCGCCGAUAUGCCGGUCGUUAUUACAGUAUUAAACAGUUACUCGGGUUGGGCUCUCUGUGCCGAAGGGUUUAUGUUGAACAACAAUCUGAUGACAAUUGUUGGCGCACUGAUCGGCUCCAGCGGUGCUAUUCUCUCAUAUAUUAUGUGCAAAGCUAUGAACCGAUCGCUGCCUAACGUAAUAUUGGGUGGUUUCGGUACGGCUCCGACGGGACCCGCGAUGGCAAUCACCGGAACGCACACCGAAUGGAAUGUCGACCAAAGCGUGGAAGCGAUCACAGAGGCGAAGAACAUUAUCAUUACUCCCGGCUAUGGUCUAUGUGUGGCGAAAGCACAGUAUCCGUUGGCAGAGAUGGUGAAGAUUCUGAAGGAAAAGGGCAAAAAUGUCAGAUUUGGUAUCCAUCCGGUGGCCGGACGUAUGCCCGGACAGCUCAACGUACUGCUCGCUGAGGCCGGUGUGCCGUACGAUGUGGUGCUCGAAAUGGACGAAAUUAACGACGAUUUUAAUGACACGGAUUUGGUUCUUGUGAUCGGCGCCAACGAUACG
Medioppia subpectinata is the source of this 585-nucleotide messenger RNA. NCBI's taxonomy places the organism in Eukaryota, Metazoa, Arthropoda, Arachnida, Sarcoptiformes, Oppiidae. The record is from the annotation of a GenBank genome assembly.